AUAAGGCUAGAGUAUUCCUAAACACUCCCCCCAAUCCCCAUUUUAAGCUUGGAAGUUGAAACCUAAGUAGUCCAAACGUCAAAAUCAAAUAAGCAGUAAAUAAAAGAAACUCCAAACGACCAAACAAAAAAGACCCCGCCUCGAAAAUAACGGGUUUUGAAUUUUGCACCGUAACAAUUAACACCUUCCCUCCUUCCUUCAUCUUCCUCUGUCUCUUCCUUGUUCAGAUACCAGCUGCUUUUCUUCCAAACACGCCACGUCACCACUCUUUCUCUCUCCUCUUCUCAACUUAACAGAACUACAAAGCAACGAAUUUCCCGUUUUUAAUUUAUAAAAUAAAAUAACAUUCUUCUUCUUUAUUUUUUUUUAAAGUUGAUCUUUUUGUUGCAAUAAAAGCAGAAGUCUGAAUUUCUCAGCAACAAAGAAGAAGAGCAAAAGGAGAGAGAAAAUUAAAAUAAAAAAUGGGUUCAAGUUCGAAUAAUAGUGGAAGUAGUAAUUAUGAUUUAUCAUUCAAAGUUUUGUUAAUCGGUGAUUCUGGAGUUGGCAAAAGUAGUCUGCUUGUUUCUUUCAUUUCGAAUUCUACUCACGAUCAAUCUCCUACUAUUGGGGUUGAUUUUAAGAUCAAGACGCUCACUGUUGGUGGGAAGAAGUUGAAACUUACAAUAUGGGAUACUGCUGGUCAGGAGAGGUUCAGAACACUGACAAGCUCCUACUAUAGAGGUGCCCAAGGGAUUAUUCUUGUGUAUGAUGUCACAAGAAGAGAAACUUUUACCAACUUGUCUGAUGUUUGGGCUAAAGAAGUUGAGCUUUACUCCACUAAUCAAGAUUGUGUCAAGAUGCUCGUGGGAAAUAAAGUUGACAAGGAUUCGGAAAGAGCUGUGACUAGGGAAGAAGGGAUUGCUCUUGCACAACAGUUAGGUAGUUUAUUUCUUGAAUGCAGCGCCAAAACUCGAGAAAAUGUGGAACAGUGCUUUGAAGAGCUUGCUUUGAAGAUUAUGGAAGUUCCAAGUCUCUUGGAGGAAGGGUCAAAUGUGGGAAAAAGGAAUGUCUUAAAACAGAAGCAAGAUCAAAGAGCGUCUCCUCCAGGUGGUGGUUGUUGCGCUUGAACAGCCACUGCGACUCCAUAUACUUCAAAGGAGACCUGAACCGCAGUUGCAACUUCAUUAUUGGUAGAAGUUAUAACAUGUUGCGGUCAAAUUAUGUACAUGAUAAUUCUUUUUUUUUCGCUUUUCUGCUGUUCCGUGUGUUUUAUUCUGCGUUUAGCUGUGUAUCCGUCAUUCAUAGGAAUUAGAGCUGUUACAAGUUUGUGUAUAAUAAUAGUAGACUUUCUUAGGCAUGGCUUCUCUCAUCUACUUGGAUUUGAUUGUCACUUUGCUUGCUUCGUGAGCUAUACAUCAGCAAUAAGUUUAUGUAUCGUUGGUAAGUUAAGAGUUUAAUCAUGCUAUAAUAUCCAUCAAGGGAUAGAUUGAAGUCUAUUAA
Molecule: messenger RNA, 1479 nt
Organism: Chenopodium quinoa (quinoa)
Lineage: Eukaryota; Viridiplantae; Streptophyta; Magnoliopsida; Caryophyllales; Amaranthaceae
Product: ras-related protein RABC2a-like
Exons: 6
Coding region: 462-1106 (214 amino acids)
Molecular function (GO): GTPase activity; GTP binding
Source: RefSeq, a predicted model, not a curated record